AUUUUCUCCUGUAAGAAGGAAUCAUUUCAUCAUGUUUCUCAAGCGAGAACUGAAGUUGUUGAAUGUUGAGACAUUUUAACAUUUUUUAUCCCCAGUGUGCGCUGCAAAGGAUAGUUCUGCCGCAUUCAUCGUAGAGGGCUAGCGCUGUUUAAAUAUGUAAUAGUUCUGGCUGAUCAGAACCAGUCUAAUAGUAGCCGUGCGCCAGGUUGGGAAAGUGCGCGAUGCGCGAUUUGUUCGAAUUGAGCUCCGUAGAAUAAAGAAAUUUGUACAGGAUGAUGUACGCUGUUAGUGGAUUAUUGUCGCUGGUGCUAAGCAAUUACUACUAUUGUGCACAAGCACAGGAUAGUAUUAUGUCAGUUUUUGAGUUCCUUCAGGAUGGCGGCAAAAGACUGAACAAUGAACUUCCCGAUCGGAGGGACCUGAAAGAUGAAUACGACUUUGUAAUUGUUGGAGCCGGAUCAGCCGGAUGUGCUCUAGCAGCCAGGCUGUCGGAAAUUAGUGAUUGGAAUAUUUUACUCAUUGAAGCUGGUGCGAAUGAAAACCUACUGAUGGAUAUUCCGAUGUUUGUGCAUUAUAUGCAAAGUUAUGACGUGAACUGGGAUUAUAGAACAAAGCCAAGUGAUCAGUACUGUCUAGCAUUUAAAAACAAUCAGUGUAGAUUUCCACGCGGCAAAGUGAUGGGCGGAUCAAGUGUGCUCAAUUAUAUGAUAUACACCAGGGGAAACCGAAGGGAUUUCGAUAGUUGGGCCGCAGCCGGAAACGAAGGAUGGAGUUAUAAGGAAGUGCUACCAUAUUUCCAAAAACUAGAACGCAGUGUUGUUCCUGACGCGUAUCCUGGAUAUGCGGGGAAGAAUGGUCCGUUGUCAGUAUCGUAUGUACCUUACAAAUCCAAAAUAUCCAAGUUGUUCGUGGAGGCGUCAUCACAAGCCGGAAUCCCAUACGUGGAUUACAAUGGACCUAAACAAAUUGGAAUAUCGUUCAUGCAAAGUACCACCAGAAAUGGAUACCGUGAUAGUACAAACGCGGCAUACUUGUACCCAUUGAAAAAUCGAACAAAUUUACACGUGAAGAAGAAGAGUCAAGUUACCAAAAUUCUAAUCGACAAAGAAUCAAAAAAAGCUGUUGGUGUGAAAUUUUAUCACAAUCGCAAAUACUAUACAGUCAAAGCACGAUAUGAAGUAAUAUUGUCUGCCGGAGCGAUAGGUUCCCCUCACCUAUUGAUGCUAUCCGGUGUUGGUCCUAAGCGGCAUUUACAAGAGAAAGGUAUCAAGCUAAUAGCAGACUUGCCUGUAGGCUAUAAUUUCCAAGACCACACUGCAGCGGGUGCACUCACUUUUCUUGUCAACAAUACUAUUAGCAUGAUGGUGGAAAAGGAAAUGUCACUCGAGAACUUUAUGGAUUUCCAAAUACGUCACACGGGGCCACUAACGUCAAUCGGCGGAUGUGAAACAAUAGGCUUUUUCGACUCAGAAGACCCUAAUGAUGCUGAUGGAUGGCCAGAUUAUGAAUUAAUGCAAAUCGGCGGAACUAUGGCAGGCGAUCCAUCCUUCGAGAUAAACUUCAACUACAAGCACGAUACAUUUCAAAAGUUGUUUGGAGAAAUUCAACGGAAAAGCCUCAGUGGAUUCACUGUUUUUCCAUUGAUUUUGAGGCCCCGGAGCAGCGGCAGGAUUUACCUUAAAAAUGCCAGCCCUUUCAAGUACCCUGUGAUAGAACCAAACUACUUCUCGGAUCCAUACGACUUGGACAUCUCGGUGAAAGCCAUUCGUAAGGUACUAGAAAUCGUAGAGCAGCCAGCAUUGCAAAAAAUCAACGCUCAUUUAUUGCCCGUGCCAAUGCCAGGAUGCGAGCAGCACGAAUUCAACUCCGAUGACUACUGGCGCUGUUUCACGAGACAUGCCACCUAUACCAUUUAUCAUCAUGUGGGUACAUGCAAAAUGGGUCCACGAAAGGACCGCACGGCUGUUGUUGAUCCCCGUUUACGGGUACACGGAAUCCAAGGGCUUCGGGUGGUAGAUGCGAGCAUUAUGCCAAAUAUCCCUGCUGGGCACACCAAUGCACCGACGGUGAUGAUCGCUGAGAAAGCUGCCGAUAUGAUCAAAGAAGAUUGGAACAUGGUUCGGUGACGGUAGUUUUCGGACCGGAAAACGGUAAAGACAAACAAGCUUUAAUUUAUUGUGAUCGGACUUAGGAGAAGACUAGAUAAAUAAAUUGUUUAGUUCAAUACGCGUUAAAUUAUGUUUUUUUGUGAAUUAUAUUCCGAAAGUUUUGUUCUUGUUUCAUCAAAUCUGUGUUGUGAUCAAGUGUCAACCGGGGCUGCAACAAUAAGUUGGUUUUCUCGAUUAAGCUGCAAUGCAAACAUGAAGAAAUCAUGUACUUUUCUCAAACUUACGAGCUUAUCAUAAUAUUUUGUGUAAUUUCUCAAAAUAUAUGUUGUAUAUGGUUGCUAGCUAUGGCCAUUGC
Molecule: messenger RNA, 2463 nt
Organism: Ochlerotatus camptorhynchus
Lineage: Eukaryota; Metazoa; Arthropoda; Insecta; Diptera; Culicidae
Product: glucose dehydrogenase [FAD, quinone]-like
Exons: 1
Coding region: 273-2126 (617 amino acids)
Molecular function (GO): flavin adenine dinucleotide binding; oxidoreductase activity, acting on CH-OH group of donors
Source: RefSeq, a predicted model, not a curated record